Messenger RNA from Macrosteles quadrilineatus (aster leafhopper), 1836 nucleotides. RefSeq lists its product as uncharacterized. Gene Ontology annotation, biological process: DNA integration. Gene Ontology annotation, molecular function: nucleic acid binding. The record is from RefSeq and is a predicted model, not a curated record. NCBI's taxonomy places the organism in Eukaryota, Metazoa, Arthropoda, Insecta, Hemiptera, Cicadellidae. The coding region runs from base 1 to 1836 and encodes 611 amino acids. The transcript is spliced from 4 exons.
AUGAAGAUUGAGGGCAAAACGGUACCAAUGGAACUAGACACGGGUGCAGCCCUCAGCACUAUGUCCUACAAAGACUUUAAGAAGUUGUCAAUUCCACAAAAGGUAUUUUCAACCAACGUUGCACUUCGUACAUACACUGGGGAAACUAUUAAGCCAAGAGGUGUAACGUUUGUGAAUUGCAUGUACAAAACGCAAAGAUUUGUCGGAAAACUAUUUUUGAUUGAACAAAAUGUCGAUGCAAUAUUUGGUAGAGAUUGGCUUAGGGAAGUCAAAUUAGAUUGGGGUGAAAUAAAAAGUCUAGAAAUGAAUCAGACAUCAAGUCUAGGAAACAUGUUGAGUGACUUUAGUGAUGUAUUCGAUGGAAAAAUUGGAGUCAUACCUGAUCAUUUAGGACAAUUAAGGGUCAUGGAUGACGCAAAACCGAUAUUUGUGAAGCCAAGACAAGUGCCAUAUUCUCUAAGGAGUGAAAUUGAAAAGGAACUCAAGAGACUAGAAGAAUGUGGAAUAAUAACCAAAGUAGAUCACUCAGACUGGGGUACCCCUAUCGUGCCUGUUGUCAAGCCAAAUGGUCAAGUGCGCAUUUGUGCUGAUUACAAAGUCACAGUGAACAAAUUGAUCAAGGAUGAAAACUAUCCUAUUCCUAGAAUUGAGGACAUUUACACCCAAAUGAAUGGAGGCAAAAUAUUCUGCACAUUGGACAUUUCUAAUGCCUACCUUCAUAUGAGGAUGGAUGAAGAAAGUGCUCAUAUGCAAACACUUAGCACGCCUAAAGGGAUGUACAAAGUAAAUCGCUUAAUGUUUGGAGUCAAAGUAGCACCUUCCCUUUGGCAGCAGUUUAUGGACAAAACCUUACAGGGGAUUCCUGGUGUACAGUGCUUUUUCGAUGACAUCAUUAUUCAAGGUAAGACAGAAGAAGAGUUACUAACCAGACUACGGACUGUACUAGAGCGAAUGAGAUCCAAAAACUUAAGACUAAACAGAGACAAGUGCAAAUUCUUUCAAACAAGUAUCCAAUAUUUGGGACACACCAUUGAUGCUCAGGGACUACACAAAACAAAGGAAAAAAUUUCUGCCAUCAUGAACAGCAAACAGCCAGAAAAUGUAAAUGAAUUGAGAAAGUUCCUGGGAUUGGCUAACUACUAUAAUAAGUUCAUUAAAAGUUUGGCCACAAUCCUUUACCCACUUAAUGAACUGCUACGGAAUGGGAAAAACCAGCUGGACUCGUUUCUAGUAGACAGUCAAAUCAUAUCUAGAAAAACUGCUGAAGACAAGUUCCUACAAUCAGUGCUACGUGCCCUUCAGACAGGGGAGUCUGUUGAACAUCUGGGUUUUCAUGACAAUGAAUUGACGCUGCAAGAUGGAUGUAUAUUUAAGGGUAAUAGGGUAAUAAUACCAGAAGUUCUUCACCAUGCUGUGCUUCAAGAACUACACGUUGGACAUCUAGAAUGGUGUAUCAGGAAACUUCGGAAAACUUUUGCUACAUUCGGUCUACCUUUAGUUCUAGUAUCAGACAAUGGGAGUCAGUUUACUUCUAGCACAUUCCGUCAGUUCUUGUCUGCUAAUGGUUAUGGUGUGGUGCACAAAACUACUGCGCCGUACCAUCCUUCCUCGAACGGGCAAGCCGAACGAUAUGUUCAAACAAUAAAGAAAUCAUUAAAGGCAAUGGAAGAAGAAGGAGACAAUUCCAAGUGGGGGACAGUGUACAGGCUAGAGACUAAUCAAGUCCUAAACGGAAAUGGAGCUUUGGAACUACCAUUGGAAGAGAAGGUACCCUCUUAUACCAAGUCAAAAUGGAAGACGGAACUGUGUGGAGGAGGCAUAUCGAUCAGCUUCUAA